GGCAAAGACAUGCAUCUAUGAUGAUGACACAUUUUACAGGAAAGCAUACAGUUAGUUGGCAAAUCUCAUAAAGAAUAAUACUUAUCUUGCAGUAGUGUUUCACAGAGUGGCUAGUUUAUUCUGUGAUUCAUUCUAUGAUGUCCAUGUGGCAAGAGCUUAGAGGGAUGAAGUAAUUGGGAGGAUUUGUAUUAACGUAUUGCUAUUGCAAUUUAGCAACUGGAAUGUGUAAGAGACUUUACAAACAGCUGGUUUCUACAGACCACCAAAAAGUAUUCUUAGACACAAACUACCUUGUGUGUCACCAUUUUAAAAUCUGACUUCUAGUACAUUUUCUUUAUGCAGUUGUAUAAAGGUCUAUCACUGUAUUGACAUAAAUCCUCUUAAUUUGUAGUGGUUACACAUGGAGCACGAGCUAAGCUUGAGGAAACUAGUUGAGGGUUCAGAGUAUCAGGAACAACUGAACUACGACUUCAAUAUAAAAGGGGAAUUGAGGCAUCUGGACACCAAUGAGUCCUUUGUUUUCAAUUAUUACAAGAAUGCACACGAGAGGAAUCAUAAACGCUAUCAAGUAUUGGGACAUCUGCUUACCCAAUAUGUUUAUGAGCUCCUGGAAAGAGUCUGCAUGCUGCAGAAAGUCUAUAUUCCUACUGAUGCUACAGAGGAUGAACCAAGAAGUUUCUUUUUCAUGAGUGAGAAAGCACUAACAAAUACCUCUAGCCUCAUUGUCCUUCUUCAAGACCGUGGGGUGUUUCGCGCUGGACAGUGGGGUCAAAAGACCACUAUCAGUGAGGGCCUGGACCAUGGAACGCAAAUACCGUUCAUCAAAAUGGCCCUUCAAAGCCAAGGGGAAGUGAUUGUACUGAAUCCUAAUGACAACCUCAUGGAUCUGAAGACAGAAAAGGAGAGGUUAAGCAUUGCUACCAGGGAAGAAUCAUCAUCUUCUAUGCAGUCCCCAUGGUCGAUCCCCAAGAGGUGCAGCAGUAGCCCUGAGGAGCAUACCAUGUAUGUAUGGGAUCAAUUUAUUUCAAAGAGUGCAGCCAAGAAUGUGGCCUUCAUUGCCCAUGGCUAUGGUGGCUUGGUGUUCAUUGAUCUGCUCAUGCAGAGAAGAUGGGAGGUAAUGAAUAAAGUGUACUCUGUGGCGUUCAUCGACUCCAUGCACAACACACAGCACCAGACUAGAAGCGAUCCACAAAUACAAGAAUGGAUACACAAAUAUUGCCGCGAGUGGGUAUCAAACAGUAAGCCUCUAGAUAAACCCGUGGGUUCCCUUGUGAAAGUGAAUUGUCCUACUGUCUCUGCUGGAACUGAGAAGUAUGGCUUAGCACCUUCCUACUGCUUACAUGCCAUCUUUAAAUACCUGAAGAGUGCACUGAAGGCCAAGACUGCAACAGCCUUUACACGUUCACCUAUCGCAACCCGAAGCAGCACAAGUAAGAAGAAAGAUAAUAAAUAAAAGCAUACUGAUGUGUUUUU
This is a messenger RNA of Struthio camelus australis, 1473 nucleotides long. The record is from RefSeq and is a predicted model, not a curated record. Lineage: Eukaryota; Metazoa; Chordata; Aves; Struthioniformes; Struthionidae.